Synchiropus splendidus (mandarinfish) is the source of this 2627-nucleotide messenger RNA. RefSeq names its product guanylate cyclase 1 soluble subunit beta 1 (gene gucy1b1). NCBI's taxonomy places the organism in Eukaryota, Metazoa, Chordata, Actinopteri, Syngnathiformes, Callionymidae. The record is from RefSeq and is a predicted model, not a curated record. The transcript has 13 exons. Gene Ontology annotation, cellular component: guanylate cyclase complex, soluble. Bases 130 to 1962 code for a protein of 610 amino acids. Gene Ontology annotation, molecular function: guanylate cyclase activity; heme binding. Gene Ontology annotation, biological process: response to oxygen levels; cGMP biosynthetic process.
UGUCAAUCCCAGAAGCAGUGGGCUCGGUGCAUGAAGGCAGAGGCUGACAGCAUCUGCAACAUACGAUGACGGUCGAGUUAGAACCGCUCUUUACCGCUUAAAACGAGGACACGGGAGUCAGCAAUCGACAUGUAUGGAUUCGUGAAUCACGCCUUGGAGCUGCUGGUUUUGAGGAAUUACGGUCCGGAAGUGUGGGAAGACAUAAAGAGGGAGGCUCAGCUGGACAUCGAGGGUCAGUUUCUUGUCAGGAUCAUAUACGAUGAUGCCAAGACGUACGACCUUGUCGCAGCUGCCAGUAAAGUCCUCAAGAUCAACGCGGGCGACAUCCUGCAGAUGUUCGGGAAGAUGUUUUUCGAGUUUUGCCAGGAGUCUGGAUAUGACACCAUCUUACGAGUGCUGGGCUCCAAUGUUCGCGAGUUCCUGCAGAAUCUGGAUGCUCUGCAUGACCACCUGGGCACCAUCUAUCCGGGGAUGAGGGCCCCCUCCUUCCGCUGCACCGAUGCAGAGAAGGGAAACAACUUGAUCCUUCACUACUACUCGGAGAGAGAGGGGCUUCAAGACAUCGUCAUCGGCAUCAUUAAAACGGUCGCUCAGCAGAUACACGGCACCGAGAUCGAGAUGAAGAUGAUCCAGCCCAAGAGUGAGGAGUGUGACCACAUCAAGUUCCUGAUCGAAGAGAAGGACUCCGAGGAAGAGGCCUUCUACGAGGACCUGGAUGGAUUCGAGGAGAACGGCACGCAGGAGACUCGGAUCAGCCCCUACACCUUCUGCAAGGCCUUUCCCUUUCACCUCAUGUUUGAUAAAGACCUAAUGCUCACCCAGUGCGGGAACGCCAUCUGUCGCGUGCUACCUCAGCUCCAGCCUGGCUCCUGCAUCCUGCCCUCCGUCUUCUCCCUGGUCCGUCCUCAUAUCGACUUCAGCUUUCAUGGAAUCCUGUCCCACAUUAACACCGUCUUUGUGCUGCGCAGCAUGGAGGGUCUGCUGAACGUGGAGACUGUGGAGAACGAGGACGAGCUGACGGGGGUGGAGAUCAGCUGCCUCAGACUGAAGGGACAGAUGAUUUAUUUGCCAGAGGCAGAGAACAUCCUGUUUCUCUGCUCCCCCAGUGUUAUGAACCUGGAUGAUCUCACAAGAAGGGGCCUGUACCUGAGCGACAUCCCUUUGCACGACGCCACGCGUGACCUGGUGUUGCUGGGCGAGCAGUUCCGCGAGGAGUACAAACUGACCCAGGAGUUGGAAAUCCUCACUGACCGUCUGCAGCACACACUUCGAGCCUUGGAGGACGAGAAGAAGAAGACUGACAGGCUGCUCUAUUCCGUCCUGCCGCCAUCUGUUGCCAACGAGCUGCGCCACAAACGGCCGGUUCCAGCCAAACGCUACGACAACGUGACCAUCCUGUUCAGCGGCAUCGUGGGCUUCAACGCCUUCUGCAGCAAGCACGCCUCUGCCGAGGGAGCCAUCAAGAUAGUCAACCUGCUCAACGAUGUUUACACCCGCUUCGACAUCUUGACAGACUCACGGAAGAACCCUUAUGUAUACAAGGUGGAGACGGUGGGCGACAAGUACAUGACGGUGAGCGGGCUGCCGGAGCCGUGCACGCAUCACGCCAAGUCUAUCUGUCACCUGGCACUGGACAUGCUGGAGAUCGCAGGCCAAGUGAAGGUGGACGAUGAGCCAGUGCAGAUCACGAUCGGGAUCCACACCGGGGAGGUGGUGACCGGGGUGAUCGGGCAGAGGAUGCCCAGAUACUGCCUGUUUGGGAACACAGUCAACCUCACCAGCCGUACUGAAACCACGGGUGAAAAGGGGAAAAUUAAUGUGUCGGAAUACACGUACCGGUGUUUGCAGUCAGCCGAGAACGCUGACCCACAGUUUCACUUGGAAUUCCGAGGUCCCGUAACCAUGAAAGGAAAGAAGGACCCGAUGAAGGUGUGGUUUCUGUCCAGGAAACCCACUGACUGAGUCCUGCAACGGGGCUCCGGAGACAGAAGGACAGGAAGACGCCUCCGUCUUGCUACAGCUGCGUACAGUAGAUAUUUUUAAUAUGAAGAAUAGAUGUUUAUUUGAACUUGAUUCUCCACUCCAUCAUGAGCUUAACGUUUCAUACAUGGAGCGUAAACAGUGCGCCACGAGUGUAUUGUUUCACUAGAAAUAUAUUUUGGACAAAUUCUAGUUGUACGUCACAUGAAAUAUUAUCAUUUGAGUGACUGUCCUUCCAGUUAUUGGUGAGUCGUAUCAGUGGUAUUGUUAUAUAACAGUUACAUUUCUGUUUUAAAGUUAUAAAUUGAAGCAAUAAAAUAUUAUAGAAACAUCCUGAGUGCGAUUGUUGAGCAGGGAGACAUUUAUUAAGACUUAAAUAUUAUUAUUAUAAUUAUUAUUAUUAUUAGAUGCCACUUUUAAUAUUGAAAUGACAUUAUUUAUAUAUCCUAAUAUUGCCAGUGUUUGCUUUAAAUGUGAAAAUUCUAGACUUCUUAAAUUUAUAUUCUAAAAGAUUCUCACAUUUUCAUCACAGUUUUGUUUGUUUCUCACAUUUGUUUGUUGACCACACAUUUAUAUUUAACUGCAAGGUAAAAACAGAGCUGCUGGUCUUGUUUGCUUUUGUUUGAACAGUUAAAAUAAAAGAAUAA